AUGACACUCGAAAAGGAUAUGGUAUCAGCUGGUGAAAAAAUGGCAGAGCACUCGCAUCUGAUCUGGGCGAAAAAGGUAUGGAAUGACCUGAAUACAAAGGGCGGAUUCCUCCCCACCAUCUUGGUACCGUGGGAUUUGCUGACGGACUUUGAGAGACGUAAGGAUCGUUUCCGAGCUACUGAGAUCCUGAAGUUCGUGCAGUAUCAUGGAUAUCACGUUGAAAGCCCGAAAACGGAGCAGAGUCUAGACAGGGCGAAAAGCGAGGGUGAACGAUCAUCAGUCGAAAAGAGGACUUUGGUGAAGACGAACUCGGACAUCAUCCGUACAUCUCUAUUGACAUUCUUCAACAAUUGUGCUGACGAUCUGUUUGCAGGCCGUGAAAGAGCUAAAGGACAACGGUCAGUACUCACUCAUCCGAGGUCAAAAUCUGAGGUCAUGGAUCUCCCUGGAGUUUGCUCACCAGAUGAUCAUACCAUGGAUGACAUCCAAGCAGCUGGGUACAAAAUCCUCGACUCGCUUUACAUGGUUACUGGACUGGCUUCAACAGCAGCUCAGAGAAAAUCCAUCGGCUAUGAAACGGACAAACAUCGUCCUGGCCUUGGUCAAUGUCUGUCGGCUUUUGCGUCCUGUUUCCCAGUGGCGUUCCUCGAGCCCGAGUAUAACAAAAAUAACAAAUACUCUGUACUGGCGAAGACGCAGGAUCAGUCCGUUCAAGUGCAAGUGGAUGACAUCCAAGCAGCUGGGUACAAAAUCCUCGACUCGCUUUACAUGGUUACUGGACUGGCUUCAACAGCAGCUCAGAGAAAAUCCAUCGGCUAUGAAACGGACAAACAUCGUCCUGGCCUUGGUCAAUGUCUGUCGGCUUUUGCGUCCUGUUUCCCAGUGGCGUUCCUCGAGCCCGAGUAUAACAAAAAUAACAAAUACUCUGUACUGGCUAAGACGCAGGAUCAGUCCGUUCAAGUGCAAGAAAUGCUACAGAAUCUGUCCACUCACAUUCCUCACAUUGAAAAAUUACUCACCGCUAUCGAACAGGUAUCCAGCAACGGCAUAACGUACGCCGAGCAGCCAAACGUCUACGAUGUGGACUUACCACUGAUGUGCUCAUACUUGGCGUACUGGUUCAACCAAGGCCCAGAUGGUCGUAAACCAGAAAAAACCGAGGAGAAGGAGCAUAAGCAAUCGCUGCCGAUGACUUCGGUCAGUGCGGAGCACAUCAAUCGGAUUUUCUGCGCUCUUCUACGCAUGCUACGAAACCAUAUUGGUGUUGAAAACGCCCCAUGGCUGUGUCGUACAAACUUCUUUGCUGUGCAAAUCAUCCAGAAUGUCACCUGUGAUCCAGUGAAGGACUAUAUUCUGCCAAUUGCCGAACGACUGAGAAGAAUGAGUGAAAAGGCGUUCAAGGAGGAGGAGCACAUGCGAACACAUCCUGAUAGACGCUGA
Molecule: messenger RNA, 1440 nt
Organism: Ostertagia ostertagi
Lineage: Eukaryota; Metazoa; Nematoda; Chromadorea; Rhabditida; Trichostrongylidae
Source: the annotation of a GenBank genome assembly